Molecule: messenger RNA, 2010 nt
Organism: Thermochaetoides thermophila DSM 1495
Lineage: Eukaryota; Fungi; Ascomycota; Sordariomycetes; Sordariales; Chaetomiaceae
Exons: 3
Coding region: 1-2010 (669 amino acids)
Biological process (GO): amino acid transmembrane transport
Cellular component (GO): membrane
Molecular function (GO): amino acid transmembrane transporter activity
Source: RefSeq, a predicted model, not a curated record
AUGGCGCACGACAUCGAGCUCUCGCACCUCGACAAACAACAGCACGUCUCCGCCUCAGGGAGCAUCCUAACAGCCCACGACGAAGGGCACACUCCGAGCCACAAAUCCAUGUCGACGGUUCCGCAGCCCUCAACCUCUUCGCAGCAACCCCUCGACGACUAUCACAACAGCCGGUAUAGCUCUGACCCCGCGGACGACGAUGACGCACAGCACGACCACACCUUCCGCGGUCAUUUCAAUCACUUUAUCGACUCCUUUCGUCGGCAGAACCCCCCUUCCUAUUACAGCAGCAGUAACCGCUCUAGUCUUCCUCGGAGUCUAACUUACUGUGAUGACUUUGAUGUCGACCUGGAACGGCACCAGCCCAUCCGGCGGAGGCCACGGCAUAAGCAUAAGGAGGAUGGACGGUUCUUUGACCUGCGUAGUGCCAGCACCAAGACGGCAAGCACAUUGUUAGCGAGGGAGUUGAAGGCCAGGCAUUUGCAGAUGAUCGCUAUCUCUGGCUCUAUUGGGACUGGUUUGUUCGUCGCAAGCGGGAAGGCACUUAGUGAGGGCGGACCGGCGUCCGUUGUACUCGCUUAUGUGUUGGUUGGUGUGAUGAUGUACUGCACAAUGCAGGCGCUGGGAGAGCUGGCUGUUGUUUUCCCUGUGGCUGGUAGUUAUUCAGCGUUCUCGACGAGAUUUUUGGAUCCUAGUUGGGGUUUUGCUAUGGGCUGGAACUACGCCCUUCAGUGGAUCGUUGUCCUCCCUUUGGAGGUCAUCGCUGGCGCAUUAACAAUAGGGUACUGGAACCCUGGGCUCAGCAGAGCUAUCUUCGUGACUAUCUUCCUCCUCGUUAUCAUCGUCAUCAACCUGUGCGGUAUCAAAGGCUAUGGUGAAGCAGAAUUCGUCUUCGCAAUUGUCAAGGUCACAGCCGUGGUUGGCUUCAUCCUGCUCGGCAUCGUGAUCAACAUCGGCGGCACCCCAACAUCAGGAUACAUCGGUGGCCGCUACUGGCGCGACCCUGGGGCCUUCAAUAAUGGUUUCAAGGGGUUGUGCUCCGUCUUCGUGACCGCAGCCUUCGCCUUCGCGGGUACGGAGCUGGUCGGUCUAGCCGCUGCCGAAACCGCGAAUCCUCGCAAAUCGCUGCCCACAGCCAUCAAACAGGUCUUCUGGCGUAUCACCCUCUUCUACAUCGUCUCCUUGACGCUAGUCGGCCUGCUGGUCCCCUACACAGAGCCCCGGCUCCUACACGCCUCCUCCAUCGCUGAUGCCUCAGCCUCUCCCUUCGUAAUCGCCAUCGAGUCCGCGGGAGCAACCAUUCUUCCCUCUGUUAUGAACGGCGUCAUCCUGAUAUCUGUCAUCUCUGUCGGUAACUCAUCCGUCUUCGGUUCCAGUCGCACUCUAGCCGCUCUAGCCGAACAAGGACAGGCACCGAAGAUCCUAGCCUACGUCGAUCGUCGCGGUCGACCUCUUGUUUCGAUCUUGGUCGUCUCGGCUGUAGGUCUACUGGCCUACCUUGCCGACUCGCACGGCCACGGCCGAGUAUUCGACUGGCUCCUCGCCAUUUCGGGUCUUUCGUCCAUCUUUACGUGGGCGUCAACUUGUCUGGCGCACAUCCGUCUCCGGACUGCAUGGGCCCGCGCCGGUCGUAGUUUGGAAGAGAUGGCCUUCAGGGCACAAGCUGGCAUAUGGGGUAGUUGGUUGGGCUUCGCACUGAACGUUGCUAUCCUGGCCGCGCAGAUCUGGGUGUCGAUUUCGCCUAUUCGCUCGGGAGAGGACGCCAAUAAGCCAUUAAGUGCGAGCGAUAUCGCGUACAGCUUUUUUGUGCAGUGUCUUGCUCUUCCUGUCGUGUUGGUUAUGUGGUUGGGACAUAAGCUCUGGUAUAAGACGAGCUAUGUUAAGAUCGAGGAUAUGGAUAUCGAUACCGGAAGGCGGGAUAUUGGCCGGUUGGAUAUUAUCAAGGCGCAGGAGGAAGAGGAUCGGGCGACAUGGCCGACAUGGAAGAAGGUUUAUAGGUUCAUCUGUUAA